Messenger RNA from Brassica napus (rape), 2198 nucleotides. Its product is annotated as FBD-associated F-box protein At5g56380. NCBI's taxonomy places the organism in Eukaryota, Viridiplantae, Streptophyta, Magnoliopsida, Brassicales, Brassicaceae. The transcript is spliced from 3 exons. Gene Ontology annotation, molecular function: protein binding. The record is from RefSeq and is a predicted model, not a curated record. The coding region runs from base 547 to 1827 and encodes 426 amino acids.
AUUCAAUCCAUUAACACACGAAUUUCAAAGAAUUGUUGAAAUACAUAACUGAAUAAAACUAGAAUUUAGUUGAAACUUAGAUUUCUUUAGAUUCAUUUAAACUUCUAAUACCACACCUUAAAAUAAUAAAAUAAAAUAAAAAUAUUUGAAAUAAUUUUCUUUUUUAAAAAUGGUUGAGAUAUUUAAAAGGUUAUCGAAUUUUAGUUUAAGAUAUUUUGUGGAAUCAUAAACAAAAAAUUUAAUAUCUAAUGAGAAAAAGGAAAGGAAAAGAAUUGUUAUUGCCGUCUUCCUCAAGAUUCGUUAGGGUUUAUAUAAUGUCAAUAAGACCAUCGCCAUCCUCAAGAUUCCCUUGAAAAGAAAAAUAUUGCAUUGCUAUUUUGGCUGCAAUGAUUCAGAGUUCCAUCAUCUUACUCUAAUAGCUUUGUUUGGUUUUCCUUUUUAUAUAUAAAGAGUAGGUUUGGUUUUGGAUGCUACUUUAGGCCAGGGAGUACUGAAACUAUAGAACCCCUUUUUGUCUUCUGCGUGUCUGGUUUCCAGAUUGCGCUAAUGGACAGAAUCAGUCACUUACCUGAGGAAAUCAUAUCGAAGAUAUUGUCUUUUCUUCCGACCAGAGAUGUAAUGCGAACUAUGUUUUUGUCUAAAAGCUGGAAGUCUCUCUGGAUACUGGUACCAAGACUUGAGUUUGAUGACACUCACUUUCUACGUGGGGGUACUUCAAGGGCCUCUCAUUAUGGAAACUUUCGGCGGUUUGUGGACAGAUCUUUGCUGUCACACGCAGCCGCAGGUCAAGUUCUUCAAAGUCUGUCUCUCAGAUCAGCUCACAAUGUCACACGUGAUGAUGUUGAGAUUUGGCUCAGAACCGCGGUGAAACUUGGUCUAAAGGAGCUGAAACUCGUAAACUUUGUUGAUUAUCGUGGUCUUGGUCUAAGAAGUAUAUACACUUGUGAAACGCUUGUGGUCUUGAGACUCGAAAAGUCUACUUUGGAUGUUCCUGAUCACGUUUGCCUAAGAUCUCUGAAAACUUUAUCCCUCAUAUAUAUGACUUACUCUAGCCCCAAUUCUCUCCUUAGAAUGUUACCUAGUUGUCCUGUUCUUGAAGAAUUGUUCCUACAGCAAACACAAGCCUAUCAGACCAAUGUGCUGAGUCUUAAGAUUAUGGUGCCUUCUUUGAAGAGAUUAUCUUUGAUUUCCGAAGGUUAUCGACCCACAGGAGAUGUGAAUCUUAUGAUAGAUACUCCUUCCUUGAAAUCCUUGCAAAUUGUAGAUCGUUCAGGCAACUUUUCAUUUAGCGAGCCAAUGAACAUCAACCAAGUGCUGAAAGCCAAUGUUGAUGUUAUUCUCAAGCGUCCUGAGAAGCUUCUGCAUUCUCUUGCUUCAGUCGUGCAUAUUCGUCUAUGUUUAUCAGCUUCAGAGGUGGUGUAUCCUGAUGGGUGUUGCUUCCAUAGACUCAAACAUUUGGAGGUAUGUACAUGCAAAUCAGAGUGGCUGUUACUAUUUAUGCGUGUGCUCCAAGAUUCACCUGUCUUAAAGGUUAUCAAAAUCAACCAGUGUCAUCCUGUUAUUAAUCCACGGACUCGUCACUGGAACCAACCGGGCUCUGUUCCAAGAUGUUUCUCCUCAAAUCUUGAAUAUUUUGAGUGGGUAAAUUACGAAGGAACACAAUACGAGAAACAACUUUCGACGUACAUCUUGAAAACCGCAGUUUUCUUAAAGAAGGCGAGCUUCACUGCUAGUUCCGGUGAUGAUUACAAGGAGAAACUGCAGAUGCUUCAGGAGUUAUCUUUUUCACGAAGGGCUUCAUCCACUUGUGAGCUUGUGUUUAACUGAAUAGCUCAUGCUGAUCACUCUAAGGUCAAACCCUCUGCUCGGAUGCUUUCUCAACAAGUCAUAUAUCUUCUCGUGUUCUUUUGACUAAAAAUCUAUCUGCAUCAAAUAGUGUCUGCAAGACUGCUAGUGUCAUCUCUUUUGGAGUUUUGGGUUUUAGGUUUCAUAUUAAACUCUACAGAUUUUAUUACACAUCUCCAAUUAAUUUACUAUAUUUUUUGCUCUAAAUAGAAUAUUAUAAUACAUGUGAAAUUUACUCUGAUGUAUUACUCGAAAAUAGUAUUCCUCUGUAUUUGGGAUGAAAAAUAGAAAAAAAUACUAUUUAAAAAAAACGAAUAUUAUUUUAGAAGAAUAAAUAGAGGUGAAUUUGAGUA